AUCAAAACCUGCCCGGUCUGGUCGCGUCAGCUCCGUCAUUCAGGUUGAUGGAUUUGCAGCGGGCCAAUCAAGAGCUUCCCGGUUACCUGCGCCAGGCUCGUCCCGCUCUAGUUCCCACUCUCCGGGCCUUCCUUCCCAGUCCCGGAUCGGACACUCUCUCGCUUCGAUCCCUUCGCUUCGGCAGCCUCGACGGUCCUUUCCUUCUUUAAAACCUUCACCUUCAGAUUUAUCAGUUUUCUGGCUUCCACGCUCCUUGCCCCCUCCAGUCUUGCGCCCUCCAUGCAGCUCUCGUCGGCUCCUGCACUCCACCUGUCGUCCAUUCCACGAGCCCGGAAACCCACAGAGCCAAAUCUGGAAGAGUGGUUGCAGCCAUGCCGAAGCUCGACUGGGAUGCCCACCGCGCCGACAUUGAGCGGCUUUAUAUUGCCGAAGGAAAAUGCCUCACCGAGGUAAUGGACAUUAUGAAGAGGGACCGGGAAUUCCUUGCAAGCAAGCCCUCGUACGAACGGAAAAUGAGAGCAUGGGGUCUGCAGAAGAACACCAUGGGCAAGCAGACUUGGGAUGUUGUGGCUUACAAGGUCGAAAAGAGAAAGAAACUGGGGAAGGAAAGCAGUGUCUACGAAAAGGGCGUCCGACUCGCUGCGGAGAAAUUACAAAGAGAAAUCCCCCGACAUACGGCCCUCACGCUUGGUAAAAAGUUUACCAUCGACACAGACUUGCCCUCCCCCAAGACGCCCGAAGGGAUUGUCGUAUGCAGCCCCAGUCCUCUACAGCAGCAUCUGUCGUGGAAUAAUGAAAGCCCCUGGUCGCGGUUUAUCGGGCUUAUGUGGUCUUCCGGAUUUCAAGGAUUGUCUUUGGAAGCCAAACCACCCCAAGCCUCCGAUCUUGCACCACUCAGCCAACAACUGUCCGGGUCUUCUAUGCAUUCGCUCAUGAGAUCCUCGACCAUGAUUCAGGUCCCCUCGUAUCCCAUGACCUUCCCGACUCCCCAGCAGAUAAUGCCCGACGCGAUUCAACUACGGCCUCUGCCCGAGGUCCCCAGGACCUUUCUGACUCAGUUCUUCCUUCUGUCAAACAACUUCACCGUUAUGGAACGUGAUGGCGUGUCAGCAAGGGACGUUCGUCUACAUGACGCACAUGUGGUCGGCAUGAUAGAGCGACUGAGAUCGGCGGGGUUUGAGCAGAUCAACAGUCUAUUGUCGACCGAGAGCCACACCACCGAGGCAAUCAAAGAGCAUUGUUUUGCCAGCAUCCUCAGGUCUGGGCGCCUGGACCUUUUGCGAAUCAUUCUGGAGACUGGCGUUGAUCUCGACAUGGUUAUCCACUCGGGAAAUGACGACACCCUAUUGACACCGCUUCAAUUUGCCGUAGGCAUUACUGACCGGCGAAAGUCUCUAGGGACGACUCGGUUGCUUCUUGAAUACGGGGCGAAGCCUCUUCGAGCCCAACCCUGUCCGGGAGAGCAAUGCCUCUUGAGCAUGGCAACCCAGAAAGGUCACCUCGAAGUUGUCGGCGUGCUCGUGAACGCUGGAGCCUACCCCUGCCAACAUGCCACCAUCUCCGCUAUCGAAAAUGGCUUUGAUGCGCUCCUCCAGCAGCUGCUGGACGCCGGUGCAGAUGUCAACUUCCGGCUCCUCGGCGAGACCCAACUGGACUACGGGACCGCCGUUUACAAUGCAACGCCGAUUGGGGUGGCGGCCAAAAUGGGAAACGUGAGAAUAGCACGGCUCCUGAUGGAAAGGGGGGCCGAGGUGAAUGCCAAACAGUCUUUGGACUGUGCCAUGUUCUUCUCAGGCACUAAUCGGAUUUGCCGCCAUCAGCGCCACACCCUGAACACAACAGCUCUUGGUCUGGCCAUUGGACAUGGCAAAUUCGAGGUGGCCCAGUUUCUCACACACGAAGCUGGUGCAGCUAUCAACAGCCCGAUACCAGCUGCCAGGGAAACACGUUCUCGGGAACUGGAGAUUGAUAUAUGUCCAUUGGCGAUUGCAUGCCAUGCAGGCAAAAGCGAAUCGAUCAUAAUGCUUCUGGAUGCCGACGCGGAUUUGGCUAGCGCGGAAGCCAAUAGCCUUGCAUUGCCAUGUGCGCCAGCAACACUGCUUGGGAGAUUGACCCUGAACCGGCUUCAGAGUCACUGCGACCAUGACGAGAGCACAGUCAAUGUGUACAAAAAGCUCAUAGACAAGGGUGCUCGUCUCGAUCAUGCGUUACUCGGGGCUACCAUGACAGGCAAUUCUGGCCUCAUCUCGCUUCUACUUCAUCGUGGAGCACCAGUCAACUGUUUUGUGACCAGGAAGAAAAGAGAUGGUAUGUACCGGGUGCGCUGUACCAAAAUGAGGACGACUGCCUUGGGAGCUGCCAUCGAACUUGGAUCUGUGGAAAUAGUGCGGAUGCUUUACGAUGCUGGAGCUAGAGAGCUUGGCGACCUGGAGCGAAUUCCCGGUGACGAGAUGGCCACGUUCUUGGAGGGGACUGGCAUGAUGUCUGAAGUUAUCAGCAAGCGUCUACCCUCGGUUUUGGACCACGCGAUUGAACACGGAGACCAGAAGCUCGUCAAAAACAUUCUGAGCCGGGAUGUCGACUUAUCAGAAGACCCGACCAACUGGAUUGGACACUCAUACUUGGACACGGCCAUACGAAAAGGAGCAGACCUUGAAUUAGUCGAAACUCUGAUCGAGCACGGAGCUCCUCUGACCAAGGAAGUAUUCUUGACAGCCACUCUUGAAGGGUCUCAAGAUAUUCGCAAGGCCCUGUUUCGAGCCUCCUCGGCGAUUGAAGGGCGAGUGGGACAUACGCCCGUGGUUGCGGGGCCGUCAAUUGCCUCCAAGGACGGCCGUGAGUGGCGUUUGAAAAUAAAGGAAGCAGCUAUCCUUGCCGCAGAACACGCAAAGAUCCGCCCAUUGAACAAUCUGCUUGUGGAAUUGAAUUGGGAGCCCAGAUCAGCUGGUCUUGCUCUGACCGUCGCAAUUGCUCGAAUGCGUAACGGCGAACUUUAUCUCGUCCAGCAUCUGUUAGACGCCGGAGCAUCGUUCGAUGAGCCCUUUGGGGGACAUAUUUCGGCUUUGGCUGCAGCUGUGGCCGUGAAGGAGGUCCCCUUGGUCAACACUUUGCUUAGCUCCGGAGCCGAUGUUAACAAGAGCGCAAUUGCCGCUGGGAAAACGGCUUUGCAAGCCGCCGCAGAUGUCGGCCACUUGGAACUGGUUGACUUGCUCCUGAAAAGGGGCGCCGACGUCAACGGCCCGCCAGCCCCCAGUCGAGGAGCAACAGCGCUGCAGUUUGCCGCAACCCGAGGCUAUCUAAGCAUUGCCACUCGGUUACUUGACGCCGGGGCCGACGUCAAUGCGCCAAAGGCAGAACGGGGGGGAAGAACCGCUCUCAUGGGUGCAGCCGAGCACGGCCGUAUUGACAUGUUGCACCUAUUACUUGACAGAGGGGCAAAUGUUCAUGGCUCCGAUAGAACCCGGUUUGUUGAGGCUGUCUUCCUGGCGGAGCAGAGGGGCCGAAGGGCGACGGCCGGGUUCCUCAAGUCGCAUGGCGGUUGGACCGAGUCUGAUGAUGAACUCAAGGCCUCUCUCCGGUAUCGUUCAGGGUAUAUCUGGGCCUCGAACCCGGACGCAAGCAAGACUAGGUUGACGGCUGAAGAUCCUCCCUCGUCACGUCCGGAAAGGCUUGAUUCGCAGACAGAAAGUCGCGGCGUGGCGAUGGGGGUGCAACAGAGCUUGGAUGUCGAAAUUCCGGGCGACGGCCAGAAGACCAGGGGCACGGCCGAACCCGGGGCAGAAUUUGUCUAGGGGUGGGAGUCUGGUUUGACAACAUGGAGAGUGGUUAGAUUUGGAUGAGGCGACGGCAAGUUUGAGGAAUAUAGAUGCCAAUCAGGGCGGGACCCAGAGCAUCUAGCAGUCUGUUUGUACUUUCAUUAGAAACUAGUUCUAUAAUCUAUUCCUUCUCUGAUACGUAGCAACACACCAAGCGCGCCCUAUAAGCAAUGCUCGGU
This is a messenger RNA of Lasiosphaeria miniovina, 3994 nucleotides long. Its product is annotated as ankyrin repeat-containing domain protein. Gene Ontology annotation, molecular function: protein binding. NCBI's taxonomy places the organism in Eukaryota, Fungi, Ascomycota, Sordariomycetes, Sordariales, Lasiosphaeriaceae. The transcript is spliced from 5 exons. The coding region runs from base 372 to 3791 and encodes 1139 amino acids. The record is from RefSeq and is a predicted model, not a curated record.